GGGGACUCUAUGGGAUGCAGAGAUCGAACCCAGACCACUUUCUUCCAGGACUUUCUACAAGGGCCUUGCAAAGGCUCUUUUGACAUAAUCCAGGCAGGAGAAGAUGGGGACGCACUGUCUGACAUCCUGUCCUCAGGAUGUGGUGACCUUCCCCGAUGUGGCUGUGAGCUUCUCCCAGGAGGAGUGGCCGUACUUGGACGCCUCUCAGAGGAAGCUCUACAGAGAUGUGAUGCUGGAGACAUAUCAGAACCUUCGGGCAGUAGAAUGCAGACCACAUAUUCAGGACUUGACAUUUCAGCAGUUUACUUUUGGAAUGGGAUCUCCAAACAGGAGUGAGACGGGAAGCAACGAGCCCCGAUGGGAUGGGGAUGAUCCUGCGCUAUGGGACACCAUCUGGAGGGAAGCAUCCUGCCAACAUCCCGACGGGAGUGAGGAAUCAGGAGGCAUCAGUUCUGGAGGGGGGCAGAGUGAAGAGAGUAUCUUCACUACAAAGCCACCAUCCACUAGGCACAGUACUCCUGAAUCUGCUCUGCCCAGUACCUGGACAAGAACCCUCGCUAUAGGGCCACAUUUGGUUGAGCAAACAGCAGUGUUUGUUCUGAGCACCUCAUUGUGUCAAGUUUACAAGAACAUUCCCCAUGGAGCGGAGCCACUGAAGUGUAAGCAAUGUGGGGGUUCCUUCCCAUGUGCUCAGCACUGUGAUGUGCCCUCAGGCACCCCCAGUGCACAGAAUCCUUCUGACUAUCAGCAAGUUGGACACGCUCUGGGUCAACCAUCACACUGGAGUGACCCUAAGGAAGUCUGGACAGGGACGAAACGUCAUAUUUGUAAGGAGUGUGGCAAGGCCUUCACUUAUCCCUCACGCCUUACUGUGCACAUGAAUGUUCAUACAGGAGAGAAGCCUUUUAUAUGUCAGGAGUGUGGGAAGGCGUUUGCUCGAUCCUCAAGCCUUUUUAAUCACAAGAAAAUUCAUGUUGGAGACAAGCCUUAUAAGUGUCUGAAGUGUGGAAAGGCCUUUGCUCGAUCCUCAAACUUUAAUAGACAUCGGAAAAUUCAUAGUGGAGGUAAAACUUACGCGUGUAAGCAUUGUAGAAAGGCCUCCAACCAAUCUUCAAGCAUUUAUAAAAACUGGAAUAUUCUUACUGGACAGAAACCUUAUAUAUGUAAGUGUAAAUGAAGCUGUGUGAUCUUGGACCUGGACAACUGGAGCACUUACAGAUUUAAGCCAUCCAUGAGCCAUUUUGUGGGGAAAAACUCUAUUUUAGGUGGGAGUGGGAUAUUUAUGUUUUCAGCUUAUGGGGAAAAAACAUG
Molecule: messenger RNA, 1311 nt
Organism: Suncus etruscus (white-toothed pygmy shrew)
Lineage: Eukaryota; Metazoa; Chordata; Mammalia; Eulipotyphla; Soricidae
Product: zinc finger protein 420-like
Exons: 5
Coding region: 104-1177 (357 amino acids)
Biological process (GO): negative regulation of transcription by RNA polymerase II
Molecular function (GO): DNA-binding transcription repressor activity, RNA polymerase II-specific
Source: RefSeq, a predicted model, not a curated record